This is a messenger RNA of Galendromus occidentalis (western predatory mite), 1664 nucleotides long. RefSeq lists its product as uncharacterized. Gene Ontology annotation, biological process: regulation of synaptic transmission, cholinergic; positive regulation of voltage-gated potassium channel activity; sleep. NCBI's taxonomy places the organism in Eukaryota, Metazoa, Arthropoda, Arachnida, Mesostigmata, Phytoseiidae. The transcript has 4 exons. Bases 285 to 704 code for a protein of 139 amino acids. The record is from RefSeq and is a predicted model, not a curated record.
ACUUCUGGCCGUCCAUGCAGUGAGUGUUGAAGCGAAGAACAACUGUUAUUGUUGGACAGAAGGAACACUGUGUUCGAGUGCAUAAACUGCGUGCUUGCACCCUUCCCGGGUUAUUCCGAAACCUCAGCGACGCAACCUCUGCCCACGUCACGGAAACUACCCCGAAACUGACGGAGAGCCCGAACACCCUCAGCUCGCCCACAACAAGGCUCUGAGCUUCGAAAGCUGUGAACCGUUGCUGAAUCGCGAGAGUUUUCGAUCCGCCACACAGAACGCUAGGAAAAAUGGUCAGCACGACGUGUCAGAUCGCAGCUGCGAUCUCCUUGGUUCUUUUUGUCUCGAUUGUCGUACCAGGAGCCGAAGCAUUGAAGUGCUACAUUUGCAACAGCAAAUACAAUGGUACGGGCUGCCUGUCGCCACCACACAAAGAUUUCAUCAGGGACUGCCCCACAAUCAACGGACAACCUGCUAUUCUCUGCAGGACCAUGUUCAUCACAAUGGGAACCGAGGAGCCGACAGUAGAUCGUCGUUGCGGUGCGGCGAAGCAACACAAGGAAUGCCUGAACACAGCAACUUUCCAAAUCAAGUCGACGACCUGCCAAUGCGAAACAGACGCAUGCAAUCCUGCGACAGCAUCUGCGCCAACAAUGAUGCUCGUAGCCUUGUCCGCGAUAGUCGGAGUGGCACUAUGCAGGUCCGCGUAAGAAUCUCUAUUCACAGCGAUUGCCGAAGUCUGGAAAGCAACCCCAUCGGUUCGCUAGCUCUCCGGAGGCUUUUAGAAUGAAUCGACGAAAGUGUUCCAAGGACUCCGCCAUCGGAUAUGAUAAGAACAACAUCAACAACCACAAGGACAGCAUUGUAUUGUCGACACGAAGCCAUUUCGAUAGGAAGGGAAAACAACCAUUAUAAAUGAAAAACAAAACCCAUAGCGAAAAAUUGUGGUCGAUCAGAUCCCCACCGGAUUUCUCACCCGAACCGGAAGGCGAACCUGAUGUACGUUUUGUUCCGCUGACAGAGAACUGAAUGACGAACGAAGUGACAAAAAGGCAACCGAAUGAUUAACACUUUACAAUUAUUGCUCGCAUCGAACGUACGGUACCGAGAACCGACGGAGACCAUUGCUACUACCAAAAUCCCACAGUUGGAGGCCGAUGUAUUGGAGCUGAGAAUGUUGCGAGGCGGUUAACGCUUUCUGACCGAUUAGUCUUUGUUGCUUAGCAAACGGUGAGCCAACUUCAACGUUGACCACCUCUGGAUGUUCAGGUAGAGGUUUUCCGAUGGUCGACAUGGCUGGCAAAUUUAUCAAUUGAUUGACUGAUGAAUGAAUCGUUCGCAAGCAUCAAGAUAUAUGGUUCCCUCCAGUUCCGUUGGUCUGAAAGAUUGUCUAUUCGAUGACUGUCGAUUGUUAGUACGAUGUCGCUUGAAUCACUUCCAAUUGUCAGAUAUGGAUUCUACGGGUAAUGAACAUUUUAAAUCCACGGUGUGCACUCAUCGAGGUAGUUCCUGCUGCUCAAACAAGAAUCACUUUCGAACCACAUGCGAGCGAAGGUACAUACCAUACGCCAGGCUUCAGAUCAGGCACGAUGCAUCAUUAUCUUUCAUUCGCCACCCGAGGAGAGGAUGACCAGAAUAUCAGAUGGUCGUCUAACAGAAUGACUCCUUAC